This is a messenger RNA of Cajanus cajan (pigeon pea), 1690 nucleotides long. Its product is annotated as mitogen-activated protein kinase kinase kinase 17. Lineage: Eukaryota; Viridiplantae; Streptophyta; Magnoliopsida; Fabales; Fabaceae. Gene Ontology annotation, biological process: protein phosphorylation; signal transduction. The record is from RefSeq and is a predicted model, not a curated record. Gene Ontology annotation, molecular function: protein kinase activity; ATP binding.
UCUUCAGACACACACAAUCACAUACACAACAAAUGUCAAUUACACUUUUGAGUUCGAAUUAAGAACAUGGCUUCGUGGGUGAGAGGCAAGUGCGUCGGUAAGGGCGCGUUCGGCGUUGUCAACAUCGCGCUUUCCAAACACGACGCUCGCGUUUUCGCGGUGAAGUCGGUCGACAUCAAGGCGGGGCGACAGGGACAGGUGGAGGCGUUGGAGAACGAGAUUGCGAUUCUGAGACGCCUGGCCUCGCCGCACGUGGUGGCUUAUCUCGGCGACGAUGUCACGUGCGAAGAGGGAUUCUUCAUCAGGAACCUUCAUUUGGAGUACAUGCCAGGUGGCACCGUCGCUGACUUGGCUCAUGCUGACGUGGACCAGCGGUUGCUCAGGCGCUACGCCUGGUGCAUCGUUAGCGCGCUGCGUGAUGUGCACGCGCGAGGUUUCGUCCACUGCGACGUCAAGGGGAGGAACGUGCUCCUCGCCGCUGAUGGCUCCGUCGCCAAGCUCGCCGACUUCGGCGCCGCUGUCGCCGCCGAGGCCGCGGUUAUGCCGCGGGGGAGCCCGAUGUGGAUGGCACCGGAGGUGGUGCGGCGGGAGCGGCAGGGGCCCGAGGCGGACGUGUGGUCGCUCGGGUGCACGGUGGUGGAGAUGGUGACGGGGAAGCCGGCGUGGGAGGAUCGAGGUGUGGACACGCUGAGUCGAAUCGGUUACUCGGACGAGUUGCCGGAGUUUCCGAGCAAACUGUCGGAGCUAGGGAGAGAUUUUCUCGACAAGUGUCUGAGAAGGGAACCAAGGGAACGGUGGAGCUGCGAUCGGCUGCUGCAGCAUCCAUUUUUGCUUCCCUGCGACCGCGUUUUGGAAUCGUCGCCGAGGUGUGUUCUGGACUGGGUUGACUCAGAGUUCGCCGAGUCGGAUAACGAACGUGAACACGAAGAGGAGAAAAUAAUGUUAAAUUUUAACCGCAAAGAAAAUUCAGUAAAAAAUAGGAUUAGUAAAUUAGCGGCGGGGUCGAGGGUAAAUUGGGAAAGUGAGGGUUGGGUUGUGGUGAGGGAAAUCGAGUGGAAUGGAGAACCAUGGACAAGUGGAACAGAAAGAGCGUGUGAUGAUGGUGUGAGUUGGAACAAAGAAAGGGUAAAUUGGGAUUUUUUCAAUGCGGUGGGGACUGGUUUGGAAUAUUGUGAUUUUGGAGGGGUAAAGUGGGAAAUGCAAAAGUUUGAUAACAGAGGUGAAGGGGGUGGUGGUUGGAACAGGUAUGGGUGGCAAAAGUUGGAUAGGAGUAGAGGAAUAUUGAGCAUUUACAGAUUGAGUUGUAAAAAUUUCAUGUCGAGUUAUAUGUUAUUUUUAAUGUAUUUUAAUAUAUUAUGCCUUUCGAUUACUUUUGUUGUUUACCUUUUACUGCACGUGACUCAAAUAAUAAAAGGGGCUUUUGGGGAAAAAAUGAAUGGGAAAGGAAAAGGGUUUGCAAAUUGCAACUGAGAUGGAAGAAUGGAGCGUGAUUGAGAUUCAUCCCAUGGGGUGAUGGGUGGGACAAUAAAUUGGGUGGUGUGAACUGUGAAGUGAGAAAUGAUGCACAGUUGGACACAGAAUGGAUGCCUCACUUUAGUUGUGUCAAUCAUAUGGGAGAUCCGAUCUAGGUUGGGAAUUUAACAAAAUGAAAUGAAAAAUGAGAAGAGGUGGAGCAAAGAUUAAAAAAAAA